Messenger RNA from Dicentrarchus labrax (European seabass), 5979 nucleotides. RefSeq names its product ankyrin repeat and IBR domain-containing protein 1. The coding region runs from base 258 to 3608 and encodes 1116 amino acids. Gene Ontology annotation, biological process: positive regulation of proteasomal ubiquitin-dependent protein catabolic process; protein polyubiquitination; ubiquitin-dependent protein catabolic process. Gene Ontology annotation, cellular component: ubiquitin ligase complex; cytoplasm. Lineage: Eukaryota; Metazoa; Chordata; Actinopteri; Moronidae. The record is from RefSeq and is a predicted model, not a curated record. The transcript is spliced from 20 exons. Gene Ontology annotation, molecular function: ubiquitin protein ligase activity; ubiquitin conjugating enzyme binding; zinc ion binding.
AGCAGCCAACGGAGAGUCAACGGAGAGUUGACAGGAACAACAUCACUGCGCCGAGUGCACACAUUAUUUAUGGGUUGCCUCACUUAACAAGAAAAACCCUUUGUUUAUUGCGCUAGCGAGUGACAGUUAAUUGAGAAGAAAGGGCAUACAACAACGAGAUGUACCAUCUGUGACAUUCAGUAUGCUGGCCUUUUGGACGUGAAGAGACUGAAGACAACUUGAGUCAGUGAGACCUUGAACCUACGUUAGGGGAAGAGAUGGGAAACACAGCGACCAAGUUCCGCAAGGCUCUCAUCAAUGGGGACGAGGUGCUGGCCUGCCAACUGUAUGAGAGCAACCAGCAGUUCAAGGAGGCUCUGGAUCCUAACUCUACAUACGGAGAGUCCUACCAGCACAACACUCCACUGCACUAUGCUGCCCGGCACGCCAUGACACGCCUACUCAGGUAUUUUCUCCUAAGCAAAGAUGGGAAUCCUAACAAGCGUAAUGUACACAAUGAGACAUCUCUGCACCUUCUCUGCAUGGGGCCCCAGAUCAUGACAUCCGAGGGAGCACUGCAACCCCGGAUCUCACGGCCAUAUGAAGACAAACAGCGUCGGGCAGAAUGUCUACAGAUCAUCCUGGCAUGGACCGGAGCAAAGCUGGACCACGGAGAGUAUGAGAGAGCGGAUAUCAAUGCCAUUGACAACAAGAAAAACACCUGCCUGCACUAUGCUGCUGCCUCGGGCAUGAAGACUUGUGUUGAGUUCCUGGUGCAGAGAGAAGCAGACCUGUUUGCGGAGAAUGAAAACCGCGAGACUCCAUGUGACUGUGCAGAGAAGCAGCACCACAAGGAGUUGGCCCUGUGCCUGGAGUCGCAGAUGGUCUUCUCUCUUGCCCCCGAGGCAGAGGGUAUAGAGGCGGAGUACGCAGCCCUUGACCGAAGAGAGCUGUAUGAGGGCCUGCGGCCUCAGGAUCUACGGAGGUUGAAGGACAUGCUGAUAGUGGAGACAGCUGACAUGCUGCAGGCCCCUCUUUUCACUGCAGAGGCGCUGCUACGUGCCCAUGAUUGGGACAGAGAGAAGCUCUUAGAGGCCUGGAUGAGUAAUGCUGAGGAAUGCUGCCAACGCUCAGGGGUACAGAUGCACAACCCUCCUCCAAGUGGCUACAAUGCCUGGGACACCUUGCCCUCUCCUCGGACGCCACGCACCACCCGCUCCUCCAUCACCUCCCCAGACCAAAUCAGUCUCAUGCCUACGGAUGAGGAGUCUUCUCUGUGUGGUAUCUGUAUGUCUUCCAUCUCCGUCUUCGAGGAACCUGUUAACAUGUCCUGCGGCCACGAGUUCUGCAGAGGAUGCUGGGAAGGGUUUCUAAAUCUAAAGAUCCAGGAGGGUGAAGCCCACAACAUCUUCUGCCCAGCCUUUGAAUGCUACCAGCUAGUGCCUGUGGAAGUCAUUGAGAGUGUGGUAUCGAGAGAGAUGGACAAGCGUUACCUCCAGUUUGACAUCAAGGCAUUUGUAGAGAACAAUCCAGCAAUCCGCUGGUGUCCUGAGGCAGGGUGUGAAAGGGCAGUGAGACUAAACACCCAGGGCCCUGGGACCUCCUCCUCAGACCCAUUUAGCUUUCCCCUACUUCGUGCUCCUGCUGUAGAUUGUGGCAAAGGCCACCUCUUCUGCUGGGAAUGUCAAGGCGAGGCCCAUGAGCCCUGCGACUGUGAGACCUGGAAGUUGUGGCUACAGAAAGUCAAUGAGAUGAGACCUGAGGAAUUGGCUGGUGUGAGCGAAGCUUACGAGGAUGCAGCCAACUGCUUAUGGUUGCUCUCUAACGCCAAACCCUGCGCCAACUGCAAGUCCCCAAUCCAGAAAAAUGAGGGCUGCAACCACAUGCAGUGUGCUAAGUGUAAGUAUGACUUCUGCUGGAUCUGUCUGGAGGAGUGGAAAAAGCACAGCUCAUCAACAGGAGGCUACUAUCGUUGCACCCGCUACGAGGUCAUCCAGCAAGUGGAGGAGCAGUCAAAGGAGAUGACUGAAGAGGCGGAGAAGAAGCACAAGAGCUUUCAGGAACUCGACCGUUUUAUGCACUACUACACACGCUUCAAGAACCAUGAGCACAGCUAUCAGCUAGAGCAGCGCCUGUUAAAAACAGCCAAAGAGAAGAUGGAGCAGCUCAGUCGAGCCCUGAGUGGAAGGGACGGAGGCCCACCUGACACUACAUUCAUUGAAGAUGCGGUCCUAGAACUACUAAAGACUCGCCGCAUCCUCAAGUGCUCUUAUCCAUAUGGGUUCUUUUUGGAGCCCAAAAGCACAAAGAAAGAGAUCUACGAGCUUAUGCAGACUGACUUGGAGAUGGUGACUGAGGACCUAGCACAAAAGGUUAACCGGCCUUAUCUGCGGACACCACGCCACAAGAUCAUCCGUGCGGCGUGUCUGGUACAGCAGAAGAGGCAGGAGUUCCUGGCCUCAGUAGCCAGAGGAGUGGCCCCCAAUGACUCUCCUGAGGCCCCCAGGCGCAGUUUUGCUGGCGGAACGUGGGACUGGGAAUAUUUAGGCUUUGCAUCACCUGAGGAGUACGCAGAGUUCCAGUACAGACGGAGACAUAGGCAGCGGAGGCGAGGUGACAUGUCCAGUCUCCGUAGCAACACACCCGACCCUGAUGACCACAGUGACAGCAUUUCAGACACACAGGAUGUUGGAGGUGGACGUCGACAAGGUCCUCUGACGGGUCUAGGUUCUUUGGAUGACGAUGACCCUAAUAUUCUACUGGCCAUUCAGCUGUCACUCCAGGACUCAGGGAUGGCAGGGAGUGGGUCCAGCCAUGACGUCCUAGCCAACGAAGCCUCACUUGGUGCUAUCGGCACCUCCCUGCCUUCUAGGCUUGAACAGAGUACUCCAGGUGUAGAGGUCCUCUCCAGAGCUUCCCUAAGCAGCUCAGAACUGCUGGAGCUGGGAGAUAACUUGGCUCGACUUGGCAACAUCAGCAGUCAGUACUCCGCUGCCACUGGUGUCCACACCUCUGUACAGCACUGUGACAGUCACCACCGUGUCUACAGGGCUUCUGUGCCAAUACCAGUGGCUCAGGGUGGCAGCAACUCAUCAACAGGCCUCUUCUCCUCUUCCAGUGACACGAUAGAUUCGACAACAUGCGGCAGCCACGACCCAUCUUCGUCCUCCAUGUUGGCAGCAAAUGCUAACCUGCUAGGCAACAUCAUGGCUUGGUUCCACGACAUGAAUCCUCAAGGUAUCACCCUGGUCCCUUCAACCUCCUCUGACACUGACUCAAACCUCAGCGCACUCCAUGCAGGCGGAGGUGGGUGCCUGCAGGAUGAUGAGAAAGGCGGGGCCGUCCUAGCUGAAAACAGGAAACCUCAGGAAGUGAUGGCAGAUGUGGGUUUCUGCUCACAGAGACUGAGCAACAUGGAGGAGAAGGAGUGUGCUGUACCUGAGAGGCCGACCCAGUUAGAUCUAGUGGGGCUUGACACCAUCCCACUACCUUACAUGGCCACCCUUGACGCAAGUGGAGACCAUGCCAAACGGGGAGGCCAUGUCGACACUCCGCAGUGUGACUCCAUAUCCGAUCAGCUGGCCAGCACCAGCUCGUCUGAGUGGGAGGACCAAGUGCACUUGGUAUGAAGUGAUUGGCUGAGAUGGGAGGGAGCUUUUUUGGAAAGGCCAAAAAAACACUAUAGAUUGCAAAUUGAAUAUAGUUGAGGAAUAUUUGUUGUAGCUGUUCAGAUGGUAUGUAUACAGGAUGAAGAAUGUGUUCAUUGGAAAGUGGGGGAAGAAGUAUUUAGUGUAGUAUUGCAGUUAGAUCGGUUAUAUGCAUUUACUGUAUUGUCAGUCCCCCAACAACCAGCCCUCCUGCAAAGAAAGUACUAACUGUAGGAAAGAUUACAUGUCAUUACAAUUUUCAAGGAUAUGUUUCCUAAAAUAAUUGUGCAGUGAAUAUGUUGCUUUCUCUGAAAACAAUUUUAAAGGACAUAAGAGAUUAAGAGACUUAAGCGUAGUGCAGGUAUUUGUUUUUUCCUCCACUGGAGUAAAAGCCUACUGUAUGUGUCUGAAUCAGGUCUGAGGGAGGUUUUUCAACUGUACAUAUGAGCAGAUUAAUAUCUAGCUCCAGCAUUCAAUCUGUGGGGUACAGGCUGGAAAGUUGUCUCUUGCACCUGUCCAAAUCUGCCUACUUUAUAGGUGCCAAACACUGACGAGCAAAAAGCACAAUUUGCAGUCACCAAGUGGAUUCAAAGCAAGUUGUGCCUGCUUAUUACAAUCUCAACAACUCAGCUAAACUUAAAUGUGAAAGUCUCGAGCCAUAUUUUUGUUUGAGAUUGCGGCUGAGAUAUAUUUUCAAAUCUCACUAUCUAAAAGCUGUGGUGUGCUGUUUAAAUCUGUAGUGAAAGACCACAAUGGUUUAGUACUUCGUUUAGUGAAACAUUCACACAAAACAAUUUAGAUUCAUUAUUCUUCUAAAGAAAAGUUGGUGGCCUGCUCAAAAACAUUUCAAAAUUGAGAAGACAAUGGUUAUUCAUCCCAAAGCCUCAGUCUCACUUUCAAUGGGAAACGUCUUGUGAUCUUCAAAAACCACAAACGUUGACAGGCCCAGAGUGGCUGCUCAGUGACAUUCAGUUCAGUAUGUUCUGAAUCCCAUUGUUGCUUAAAUUAAUGUUUGAGUACUGCAGCUGACUGUGGAGCAUGACAGACUAAGUAGACAGUGAGUGGUCUUGUUUAUACACUGUGGGAAAGGCCAGUGAAAGAGAUAAUCAGGCAAUCACAUUCAGACUUUGGUGAAUUAAUUAAUCAAGCCCAAGUCACUGUAAUUUAUCUCUGGGUUCUAUUUAAGUGUUAAUGUAAGCAAAGCCUUGUUAGAGCUCUGCAGAUGUCCCGGGCUGCAGGGUAAUGCAUGGAGAAUUCAUGAAUGUGUAUUGCAUCUCAAACACAUGGGGGGGACCAUGUCUUUGAAACGGUUCUCUACGCAUUUAGAGAUAUAGUGCCUUUAUGUCAAUCACCAUUAUUUAAUUAUUUUUCACACGUUUUUCUGAGUGCUAAUUACACAGUAUUUACAGUGUAAACAAAACAAACACCUGUUACCUUAAAGUUAUUUCUCUCAUAAAGUUUAUAGUGGGCAAAUAUGAGAUCUUAAUUUCUUUUUUUUUCCAUCAAAAUAUUUGUAGCAUGAGGCUUUUUGUUGGUUCUAGUAGUAUUAUGUUAAUAGUUAACACUGAUUUUAUAUGAUUUGGUAUAAUGGGUUAAUGUCAAAUUUCAAAUCUUUUCCAAAUAUUUUUUAUUUCUUUCAUUUUUGUGUGCAGAAGGGCUUCUUGACCCGCAUUUUGAAACAGUUGGUUUUUCUGUGGUUUAGAAACUAAAAUCACUGUAUUGACUUUGGAAUGAGUUGACCUACUGUAUGUGUAUCAUGUAUCUUAUCUGAAGACACUAAAAUGGAGGAAAGUUGCAAUAUAAAGUAGGUAUUUAUUUAAAAUAAAUCUGAUCCAUUAAAGAAGAUGGAUUGUGAAUAACCAAUAUAAAAUGAAACACAUUGAUCAGUGUUUUACCUGUAAGACCUAAUUAUGUUUUUGCACAGACUAAUGUCUGACUGAAGUAAGUUAGCUUUUUUUUUUCUAGCAGACGUAUAGAGCCACAUUAAACCUAAGGAUAGUGAUUACUUUAAUAAGUGUCUUGAAGUUGUGAAACUGAGUGCCAUAGGGUUAGGUGAGCUUGGUUAAUGUAUGUGGGUUAAACAGGAUAUAACAUAUGUGGCCCUUUUUGUGUAACAGUUUGCUGUGCAUGGAAUGGGUAUAAUGGAAUUUGUACUUCCUUUGUAUUUCACCAAUACUGUCCAGGUGAUUUAUUUUAAAAUGACAUAACAUUUUGUAACUCAUUGAGGUUUUCUAUUGUAAAGCAACUAAUCCUUGAAAUGCUAUUUGCACUUUCAUAGUCUAUACUUGAUACAUUCCCUCUUUAUAUGAAAAAUGUUUGAUGUGUAAUGCCAAUAAACUGUGUUGAGUUUUAA